This is a messenger RNA of Diachasmimorpha longicaudata, 10298 nucleotides long. It is a transcript of the gene osa, whose product is annotated as osa. NCBI's taxonomy places the organism in Eukaryota, Metazoa, Arthropoda, Insecta, Hymenoptera, Braconidae. Gene Ontology annotation, molecular function: DNA binding; nucleosome binding. Gene Ontology annotation, cellular component: brahma complex; SWI/SNF complex; nucleoplasm. The record is from RefSeq and is a predicted model, not a curated record. The transcript is spliced from 14 exons. Gene Ontology annotation, biological process: regulation of transcription by RNA polymerase II; positive regulation of DNA-templated transcription; chromatin remodeling. Bases 334 to 7140 code for a protein of 2268 amino acids.
UUAGUAUCUGUGAAUAAAAAACCCGUACAAUCCCCAAAUGCCCCCAAAACCCUAUACAAAAAAAACGAAGCCUAUUCCCCUCAAAAAUAUCUGUAACGCCCUCCCGCCUACCAAAAAGCCAAUUCUUAUCUCACAACGGUAUUAAAAAAAAUAUAAUGCCCUCAAUAAACCAACAUUAACAAACGUAUAAUGCGGGGUUAUUCAGUGUUAAUAGUAAAUGUACAGUAUCAACCAAUCAGCGCAUCGAUAAGGACAAACGCAAAUUGUACGCGGGGAACGUGUACCCCCUAUUGGCCAGUUAAAGUGAGGAUGAUGGCACCGUGAUGGUAGAACAUGGCUGCUACGCAAGCCGAGAGCCAACAAAACGAUGUAAAGCACAAUGAAACAGUGAAAUGUAAUAAAAAAAGGGGACAAAAUAGUGGUAAUAGUGCAAGUGUUAGUAUUAAUAAGCAGCUUGAACAAGAGCCCACCGAUAAAAUAAAUCGGGGCGCGGCCCAGCUGCUCAAGUAUGUGAAUCGUGGUGACGGUGAUACUGGAUACGAAAUGAGUCAAUAUCGUGAGGACAUUGGUGGACAUAACGUUGGUGAUGUCAAAUCACCACGGGAUGUACCACAAAAUUCUCAGAAUAUAUCGGGUAUUGGUAGUGGUGAUGGCAAUGCUAGUAAACAGGAGUCACAGGGACAGUUACAACAGCAUGAACAAACACACAGUCAGCAUGGUGGACAACACUCUGGUGGACAUGCUAUUCAUGGACAUUCUGGACAUCAUUCGGGUCAUUCACCGCAUAAUAUACAUCAAUCACAUGGUGUUGGUCAUGGGGGUAAUUAUUCAGGGGGUAAUCCAACUGGUGGACAACACUUGUCCAGGGAUUAUCAUCAGGAUGAUUAUCAGGGAAAGUCCAGUGAUUUUGGGGGAAAACAAGGACCUGGAGAAUAUCACAGUAAACCGGGAUUAAGUGAGGGACAGAGUGAGGGAAGGCAUCAUUCAGAGAUGGAGGAGCAUUAUUCCUCGAAAAUUGAGGGCAGACUGGGACACAUUGUUCCUGGGGGGUUUCCAGGGCAGCCGAGGUUUUUGUCUGGUCAGAGUAUAUCACAGGCUACUGGACCCACACCGACAUUGAAUCAGUUGCUCCAGGCCACCAGCUCACCACAUAGGUUCCAUGCUAAUUAUCCGGGAAUUGCUCCGGAGUCGUAUCAGCAACCCUGGCCAAUGCAGAGACCCCCGGUUGUACCACCAGUCUAUCCACAGCCCAGCCAACGACCACCACAAACUGGAUCCCCGAGACUACAUCCUGGACCUGGCGGACCCAGCUCACCCACUCCCAUGCCCUAUCAGCCGUACACAACGCGAUAUCCAUCCCCUGCUAGGCCGCAUUCUCCUUAUGGGCAUCAUCAGUUGAAUUCAUACGCAACACAGGGAGGUCACCCCCCAAGCUUGUACCCCGACCAGAGGGCCUGGAACCAAGCUGGACCCCCUAAUGCCCCACCACCUCCACCAAGCCAGGCGAAUUCAUCGAGUCAGUCUCCGCAGCGAGCACUCUCCCAAUCGCCGGCACCACCGCCCUCGGCAUCCCCCCAACCCCAGCCGACGCCUGGACAACAGCAGAAUUAUCACAAUAUGCAACGAUCUACGACUCCUAAUACUCAAGGGAUUGACUCGGGGUUUCGAAUGAAAUUUCUGUUCCAGGAACUCUCUGGUCAAAAUAGUAAUGACAGUUCUAACGGGCCCGCGGGUCCAGGAACACCAAAUUCCCAGGGGAUGAGACCGACGCCAUCACCAACCGGCUCGACUGGUUCACGUUCAAUGUCGCCAGCUGUUGGGCAACAAAACGUCCAGAUGCCACCUCGGCCAUCGUCAAGCCAAUCAGAUGGUAGUGGCCCAGCUAGAAUGAGUCACUCACCAAUGGCAACCCAGGGUGGUUAUCAGCAGCCCCUUGGUCCAUCUGGACAUAUGCAUGGCUACAAAAUGAACAGCAGUGGUGUACCAACACCACCAACAGGCAUUGGUGGACCAAUGGGUCCAAUGGGUGGUGCUGGUAUGGGUUAUCCAGCAAGUGGUAAUGCACCGCAAACAGGUGGUUAUCCUGGCCAAACGCCUGGUGGGUAUCCACCACCAAGGCCACAUAUGUCCUUUCCAGGACAGGGCUAUCCACCACCGACAAAUUCACCAGCUGCUCCUAACAAUCAGUAUCAACCGGCCAGACCAAAUAAUUUGGUGCAAUAUCCACCCUAUCCCCAUAAAAUGGGCUUCAACAGUGUACCACCUGGUAUGCCACCAAGUCCAGGCCCACCACCACCUCCACCAUCCCAGGCUGGUGUUAAUUAUGGUGGUAGUGCUGGUGUACCAACCAAUACAUCAAUGACAACUGGUGGUAUUGGCAAUAUGGGACCACCAGCCAGUUCAAUGGGCCCACCACCACCAUCACCCAAUCAUGUCGGCAAUUCACAACAACAGCAGCAGCAACAUUCGCCAGCCCCACCACCACCACCACCCCCACCCCCACCAGGACCAUCAGCAAGUGGCCCACCGGGACAACAGCACCAACAUCAACAUCAGAAUGCGCAGCAUUCACAUCCGCAUCCACAACAUCCACAUCAUCCACCACAUCAAGGAUCUCAACAUCAAUAUCCACAACAUUCACAUCCUCAGCAUCCACAUCCACCAGCUGCUACACCACCGUUGAAUCAUGAGGGUAGCCCUAUGCCACCACCCAGUACAACACCAAAUUCACAUCCAGCUCCAGCACCAACGCCCACAAGCCAUGGAGGAGGGGAUAUUGGUGGUGAUGCAUCAAAUGACAGUGGUAUUACUACUACUGCUUCUGGUACUGCUGCCAUCAAUGUUACUUCUACGUCUAGUGGUACUGUUACUUCGGUCAUUACAACUGGACCUGAUGGUACCAGCAUUGAUGAGGGUUCGCAACAGUCUACUUUAUCCAAUGCCUCUGCAGCAUCUGGCGAAGACCCCGCAUUUACCCCAAAGAUCCGCAAGGACAUGAUUGGUGGUUACCACAGUCAUCCAGCUACCCCACAGAGUACAGUACCAUCACCAGGCGCAGCCAGCAUUAAUUCGAUACACGAAGAGUAUCCCGAUAUCAACAGUCCCAGUUGGCCACGCACCCCAGCCAGUCCUGUGUUUAACAGUCAUGUGCCUCAAGACCCGUACAGAUCUAAGAAGCCAGAUAGUUUGGCGAAACUUUACGAGAUGGACGACUCCCCCGAGCGACGAAAUUGGCUGGACAAAUUAGUGUCAUUCAUGGAGGAACGGAGAACACCUAUAACCAGCUGUCCUACCAUCUCCAAGAACCCCCUCGAUCUGUUUCGUCUUUACCUCUACGUGAAGGAAAGGGGGGGCUUCAUGGAGGUAUGCAAGGUGACGAAAAACAAAACGUGGAAAGACAUUGCUGGAUUGUUGGGCAUUGGCGCGAGCAGUAGUGCAGCGUAUACACUUCGCAAACAUUAUACAAAGCAUUUGCUGACGUAUGAGUGUCACUUCGAUCGAGGUGGAGUUGAUCCGCAACCGAUUAUCAAUCAAGUUGAGGCAGGAUCUAAGAAGAAGGGGUCUAAGGGCACGGCAUCAGUUCCAUCUCCAGGCUCCUCUAAUUCCCAAGACUCUUUCCCAGCAGCUGGAUCGAGUAGUGCCUCAAUGGACGGGUAUGGAAAUUAUCCGAGCAAUUAUCAGGGUGGCAAUCAGGGUGGGCCACCCUCUGACUACACACCACCACCACCAAGACCACCCAGUCAGAGCAGUGCACCAUCACCCCAUCAGGGUAUGCAGCAGGGAAAUUAUCAGAAUGCUGGGUCGUACCCGAAUUAUCCACAGGAGCAGUAUAUUCGACCACAGGGAGGCCCAAUGAAUCAACAGGGUGAAUUCAACCAGCCGUAUUCACCAAGAUCUCAUUAUCCUCCGUAUGUCUCUGAAGCUGACAGGGUCUACCCAGGUGGAAACAUUCCAGGAAACAGUGGGCCAGGUCAAGACAUAUACAACAGAUAUAGUGGCCCUCAGCAGCCGGGUUAUCCCCCGGGUCAGACGCCCCCAGGUAGAUCAGCGAAUUAUCCUCAGCCAGCUCAAAAUCAGCCCCCAUCAACGAGCCAGCCCUCGUCUCCCUCACCAUCCCCGGCAAAUCCAACUUACUCAUGUCCUCAAGAUUAUUAUCGCCAGGAGGCUGGCUAUGGCACACCACCGGGUGGCCAAAUGUAUCCAUCGAAUGUGCCAGCAGGUGGUGCCAAUAAGAACAUGCCACCUCCACCGCCAGGGCCCACUCAGCCUCGAAGACAUCCAGAUUUUACCAAAGAUCAGCAGUAUCCUCAGUAUAAUCAACAACGGCCACCGUAUCCAGGUUGGCCAGGUGCUGGUAAUCAGUACAAUCAGGUAACGGGAAGUGCUAACAACAGGGUACCAUAUCCGAAUCAACAGCCACCACCACCACCCACACAACAGCAGCCACAUCCGCCUCAUCAGCAUCAGCAACAUCCAUCACAUCCACCACAUCAACCACAUCAGCCACAUCAACCACAGCAGCCACCAUCACAAGCCCAAAGUGUAUCGGCUAAUGCACCGACUGGAUCUGGUGUUGCAAUGUCUAGUAGUAAUCAACCAUGGCCAAACUUAAGUAAUCAACCGCCAGCAAGGCCAUCCUCACAGCCUAGUAUAAAUCCAUUACCACAUGCACCACCACCACCUUGGGACAAUCGUUACUCCCAUCAACCCUCGACACUCUACCCACCACCUGGUUCACAUCAGGUGAGGGCGUCGCUACUGAGUCAGUUGAACAUGAAUCCAAUCAUAACUCAACAGGCAGCCCCGAAACGAGAAAUGAUAUUCCCACCUGACAGUGUGGAGGCUGUUACACCGUUACUCUACAAGAGACGUAAACUAGCGAGAAGCGAUGUUGCACCGGUCGAGGCAUGGAGAAUUAUGAUGGCAUUGCGCUCGGGGUUACUCGCCGAGAGCUGUUGGGCCCUUGAUGUGUUAAAUAUUUUGUUGUUUGACGACAGUUCGGUGAGUUACUUCGGCCUGACACAUCUACCAGGUCUCCUGGACGUCCUCCUGGAGCACUUUUCGCGCUCUCUCUCCGACAUGUUUGAGUCAUCCACCCUAGAGGAGGAUCACUGGGAGAAAACCUCCGACAUCCCCGAAGUGGAUCUCGGCGCGGUAUCACGCCCAAUAGACUCCGAGGAUCGUACAAAACUCCUGACAACCUCCAACUACACCUUCCUCUCGCGUCGCGGUCGUCCUGUAAAAAUGGUCCCCCGUGAUGAUGAUAUAUUUGUCCUUGACAAUCGUCGCCCCUGGGAUCACUUGGACACCGACGCUGAGUGUGAGCCCUGGCAAGUGGAUCCUAGUGACACCAAGUACAUAAUUACCUGUUUUCAAUCUGAAAUUGGAAUGGCACCAUUUGCGAGGCAUCUUCGCGACGAGAAACCCCCGCUAUUGCAAAAGGAAGUGGAGCCAUUGGAGAUAAAGGAGGAAUCCCGUAGCCAAGAUUGUGAAAAACUUCCUGAGAUAACAAACGAAUCGUUACCCAAGUGUCCCGAGCCCCUGGACAAGUCCUCAAAAGAAAAUGGGGAUAUGAAAUUGAGGCAGCCCCCCCAGCACCUCCACCACGAGAAGAAAAAGAAACCCCGAACCCUGAGCGAUGUACUCUCGAGGAUAAAGAAGGAGCCAGUGGAGAUGAACGAUCUGACCCGUGAACUUGUCGAGAAGAAAAACGACGGUUCAAAGCGUGAUUGCGAAGCAGAUGGUAAACAAAACAACAAUAUGGGUGAACACCCAGUGGACUUUGCGAAAAGCGAGGACAACAAUUUUCCCACGCACAAUGGUCUGAGUGAUUCGACAAGUACCUUCGAUCCUCAAGUUAAAUCAGAGGACGCCGAUAUCAGUGAUGAUAAUGACCACAAGAGCAACGACACCGAAACGAGGAGAACAAAAAAGAAAAAGCCUCGACCCGAUGAUGAUCGUGAGGAUAGAGACCAGACUGAUGACGAGGAUGAGGUGGCCAAGAGGGAUAAGAGCAAAAAAGACAGCGAGAUUGAGGAGGUAGACGAUAGUCACAAAGAGGGACCAAGAUUACAGAUAAAAGAUCCAGCAGGCACCCUAAAACGAAGAAGAAUAAGUGAUUACGAGGACGAGAGUUACUCGAGAGACGAGGCUAGCCUUUACUUGGUAACAGAGUCACAGGACAGUCUGGCAAGACGAUGUGUCUGUCUUUCAACAAUUCUCAGAAAUUUGACAUUUAUACCGGGUAAUGAAUUGGAAUUCGCCAAGAAUGUGACAUUCCUCAGUAUUCUUGGUAAAUUACUUCUUCUCCAUCACGAACAUCCCGUGAGAACUCAGAAAACGAGAAAUUACGACAGAGAGGAGGACGCUGAUUUCGCUGAUUCCUGCAGUAGUCUUCAGGGUGAAAAUGAAUGGUGGUGGGAUUUUCUAUAUCACAUACGUGAAAAUGUUCUCGUUAUGGCAGCCAAUAUUGCUGGCUACACUGAUCUCAGUCAACAUCCUGAGGAAAUAUCACGUCCAGUAUUAGAUGGUCUACUUCACUGGGCAGUAUGUCCAGCUGCUCAUGGACAGGAUCCAUUUCCCACUGUCAAUAUGAAUUCAUCUUUAUCACCCCAGAGAUUAGCACUUGAAGCACUGUGCAAAUUGUGUGUAACUGAGAGUAAUGUUGAUCUUGUUGUUGCAACACCACCAUACUCUAGAUUACAGAGAUUGUGUUCUGUACUAACGAGGCUACUGUGUCGCAGCGAAGAGCAGGUACUCCGUGAAUUCGGUGUAAAUUUACUUCACUUUUUAUCAGCAGCUGAUUCAGGAGUUGCCAGGACAAUAGCAUUACAAACGCCAUGUGUUGCACUGCUUGUUGCAUUUAUUGAACAAGCUGAGAGUACAGCACUUGGUGUUGCUAACCAGCAUGGUUUUGCUGCACUCAGGGAAAAUCCUGAAUCAAUGGGUACGAGUCUCGAUAUGCUGAGACGAGCUGCUGGUACACUUCUCAAUCUUGCCAGACAUCCUGACAAUAGAACACUUCUACUCCAGCAUGAGUCACGUCUACUUGCUCUUGUUAUGAGCCAAAUACUCGAUCAACAAGUGGCUGCUAUUGUUGCUCGGGUGCUAUUUCAGUGCUCAAGAGGUGCUGGUACGUAACUUGAAAUCGUGCAGGAUUUUACGGUUUUUCAAUGUUUAUGGAGAUAAGGGAAUUGAGUGGUUUUAGGAAGGGAUGAGGAAGGACGGGGGAGAGUCUAGAAAUGGGACUUGAGAAUUGUGAAGUUAAUCAGACUAAAGUGGUUUAUUUCAAUGAAAUAAGUGAGUGAGUGGGUAUCCCUUGGAUGAAUCUCCACAGAUUACAAAACGGCCAAAAAAGAAUUUAUUAAUGGAAUAACAUCAUGCCGAUGAUUACAAAGUAAUUUUUUUUUCUUUAUCGAUGGUGACGAGUGAAAAUAAAGAAUUCUUAGCGUUUUUCCACAUCCGGCACAGCAGUUGUUCUAGUUUUGUAUCGAGUUAAUGGGGGAUAAAAAAAAAUUUAAAAAGUAAUAAUUAAACGAAAAAAAUGGUAAUAAGAGGCAGAACGUGAAAAAAAUGAAGAAAAAAAAUACAAAAAAAUAUUAAAUAAUUAAGUAAGAGAAUAAAAAAAAUUAUUAAGUAAACAAUAAAUACAUAAUAACAUUAUUAUUAUAACGUUAAAAUGCUAAUUAUUGGUGUUAGCGCAUUGGAUAUACGAGUGGAUGGAUAUCGAUCAUUCGUAUACCGAUAUUUCAUUCGUGAAAACAAAAAAAAAAUUGGAAUAAAUAUCGAUAGUGUAAGAUAUUUCAUAGUUAUUGAGGAGAUGACUUGUGAUGAAAGAAAAAAAAAGCACUGGGCAAUGUCUGCAUAAUACUAGGGAAAAUCAUAAUCACCAGGAUUCAGCGACAAGGGGAGAGAAAGAGAGAGAUAAUUACCAAUUGACACAGUUGAUUGAUCAAUCGAUUAUUGACAGAAAAAAAUCGUGGACGGGGGUAGGGGGGAGGAGGAGUGGGUGUUCGAGAUGAAGAAAAAAAAAAUAAUAAAAAUGAUGAAAUAUUAUUAUAAUUGAAGUUAAUAUCGUCUGACGAUUAAUAUAAAUACUACGAUGAUAUGAUUAAUGCAAAUUUUUACAUUUGCAUGUUUUUGUGCUGUAAUUAGCGAGUAAUUAAGUAUAUUUUGUAGAUAACAUUACACUUCCAUUGAAUUCUUACGUAAAUUAAUUUACUUGUGGUGGAUUAUUGGAAACAAUCCCCCCUCCCCCGCCCUCUCUCCUCCCCCCCCUGAACCCCCAGUGAAAUUCAAUGUGGAAUUUUUUUUUUUCAAAUUAUUAUUUAAAUCCACUUUAGAAGUUUUUUUUUUUUAACAAAGGGGGGGAGGGUGGAAUGAGUGAGGACUUGGAGAGGGAGUAGUGGGAGGGGUUGAUGGAGUAUAUAGAUAUGAAUCGAAUCAUUUGCGAAGAGCCAUUGAGUGGGAAUGAUGAUGGGGCCUGGUGUGCUUACCUACCACAUGAGGGGGGAGGGGACGAUAAUUGCACACAAAAAAAAAACUAGGAAAUGAUUGUGACAAGUGAUAAUCAUCCUGCAAAAGGGGAUGGAGCUAUUAUCGACAUCUUGAUGAGAGUGAGACGAUAAAUUUUUCUUCAUUUUGCGAGUGAAAUCGAGCGCUUAAAGCGCUUCAUGAUGAGAAUGGAGUAGAUUUUUUUCUCGAGUGUGUGUCUGACUAUUUGCGUGCUUAAAAUAAAUUAUGAUGGAGGACACGUGGAGGCAAGGAGAGGGCUCGACGAAUUGGUGUAACGAUUUUGGGGGUGGAGGGGAGGAGGAGGUGGGGGAAAAAAAUGAAUUAUCACGGGUGUCUGUAAAAAAAUAUAUAUAUUGAUUGAAGUGAAGAAUAAUGCAAUGUUCAGAAAUGAACACUCGACUGGACAAUUGUGAAAGGGAAAUAAUUAUCCUGGGUUUCACAUUAUUUGUUCACCCAUGAUGCUGUAACAUGAAUUCUUUAUGUAGUAUUUUUUUAAUCAUUUUUCCGUUUCGUUCAUUAUUAUUUUUCUCCAUUUGUUCUUGUAAGAUAUGAUGACAAUUGCAUUAUUAUUUUUGACGAGUGGUAAUCGAUGGGAGAUUUUGGCUCAUCACCAUUAUCGCCAUUAAUCUCAUUACAUAAAUGGAGAGAAAGAGCGGAGAGAGGGGUGUGUUUUUUUUUUGCAGAGGUGAAUAAACAAGAAUUUAAUUAACUGAGGGCACGACUGCGAGUGAAAGUGUUAAAUAUGUGUGUAGAACUCUAGGGAAAACAAAUCAUGUUUUUUUUUUUCUUGUGGGGAGAGAUCGUUUGACGAUUCCAAAUAAUUUUUGGGAAAAAUUAUUUAAACGAAGGGGCAGGCGACUGUUUCAAUUGAGUGACAAGAGUGGGUGGACGAGACAAGAUUGUCCUGUUCGGUAGGCUUUGCGGGCUGUAGAGGUCAGAGAUUUGUUUUCAUCAUCAUUGAGUAAAAUGAUUAAUGAGGAAUCAGUGACGGGGGGAAGUUACAGAGGGAUAAUUUAAAAAAAAAACGAUAAAUUAUUUCAGAGGAAAAUGGGCCAAGCGCUAGCCUUUUAUUUGCAUAUUUUUUAUCAUCAUAAUUAUAUGCAUAUACAGUUCAUUUUAUCUUGUAUAUGUAUAUAAUUAGUACGAGAUAUAUAAACACAUACUAUAUAUAUUAUAUAUAUUAUAUACACACACAACACACACACAUUUUGACGAUCUCUAUUUCUCAUUUAAUUAGACGUUUGGCCAGCAACUGAUGUACGCAAUGAUUUUUUUAAAAUCGUUAAUUAUGCUUUUUCGUCGAUUUAUUAAAUCAAUUUUUUUUCUAUUUUAUUAAAUUUUUUUCACCUCAAAUCAAUUGAGGAGUGGAUCGAUCUUUUCUCCCGUUGAUUUACGAUUUUUCUUUGUUUUUCAAUUGGUUAUCGGUUUUCAUGGCAUUCCUCAUUAUGUGGCAUCGUUGGAGAAUUCAAUGAAUUUUUUUAAUCAUCAAUUUUUAGCGAUUCAUUUUUCUGGAAUUUAAUGACCGAUAUAUUUUUUUUUCGGUGAUUAUUGAACAAUGAGAGUAACGAAACUGUGAGGAUAUUAAUGGCUAACACAACAUACACGUUUCCCUGAAUCUUGGCUUACUCCCCAGCCCCCCAAAGUAUCCUACUCUAUAGACAUCUUAAUACGUGUAGCUCUUAAAUUAUUUACUUUAGUUUCGAGUGGAGAUGCCUGUAAGUGUAAUUUACUAAGACUUUUUGUAAAUAAAUUAUGAAAUAAACUAGAUGUACUUUAUCCAAUUA